UUAAAACCCUUUCUUUCUGUCUGUGGUUGUUUCCAUUCCUCAGUCCUCACCCUAAACCCACCCUCACCCAAGUAAGUCCAUGGCUUCACUCUCUGUUUCGCGCCACAACCAUCUAUUCUCGGGCCCUCUCCCGGCCCGCUUCAGGCCCACCCUCUCUGGGCCCACCAGGAUCCGAAUGUCCCUACGGGAGAACGGCCCCUCCAUCGCGGUGGUCGGUGUCACCGGCGCUGUCGGCCAGGAGUUCCUCUCGGUGCUCUCCGACCGCGACUUCCCCUACCGCUCCAUCAAAAUGCUGGCGUCGAAGCGUUCCGCCGGCCGCCGCAUCACCUUCGAGGGCAGGAACCACGUCGUGGAGGAGCUCACGGCGGAGAGCUUCGACGGCGUCGACAUCGCGCUCUUCAGCGCCGGCGGCUCCAUCAGCAGGGAGUUCGGCCCCGUCGCGGUGGAUCGGGGGACGGUGGUGGUGGACAACAGCUCGGCGUUUCGGAUGGACGAGAAGGUGCCAUUGGUGAUUCCCGAGGUGAAUCCUGAAGCCAUGCACAAUAUCAAAGCUGGAAUGGGAAAGGGCGCACUCAUUGCUAACCCUAAUUGCUCCACCAUUAUUUGCUUGAUGGCUGCUACCCCUCUUCAUCGACGAGCUAAGGUGUUACGUAUGGUUGUUAGCACCUAUCAAGCUGCCAGUGGUGCUGGUGCUGCUGCAAUGGAGGAGCUUGAGCUGCAAACUCGUGAGGUGUUGGAAGGGAAACAGCCGACUUGUAAAAUAUUUAAUCAACAGUAUGCUUUUAAUCUGUUCUCGCAUAAUGCAUCUGUUCUUUCGAAUGGGUAUAAUGAAGAAGAAAUGAAAAUGGUCAAGGAGACAAGGAAAAUCUGGAAUGACAAUGACGUUAAAGUAACCGCCACAUGCAUACGAGUUCCUGUCAUGCGGGCUCAUGCUGAAAGUGUCAAUCUUCAAUUUGAAAGACCCCUUGAUGAGGAUACUGCAAGAGAUAUUUUGAAGAAUGCUCCAGGUGUAGUGGUUAUUGAUGAUCGUCAAUCCAAUCAUUUUCCUACUCCAUUGGAAGUGUCAAACAAAGAUGAUGUUGCUGUUGGUAGGAUUCGCCGUGACCUGUCUCAGGAUGGGAAUAAAGGGUUGGACAUCUUUGUAUGCGGGGAUCAAAUUCGUAAGGGUGCUGCACUUAACGCAAUCCAGAUUGCUGAGAUGUUGCUAUGAGUUCUGAUCUUUCAAUGAUGUAGUACUUAAAAGAUUAUGCUUCUUUUGAAUCAGUUUUGUAUCUGUUAGUUGUAUGAGGUUAUUCAUUUCUUUUGUGAGAUUUAACUAGUCCAAGGAUCUUUUCAACGUUGUGGUAGUACACUAGGUGGAAACAAUUUUUUUGGGUCUUCCGUAAUGUAAUCCUUUUCCUUGGGAAUAAUAAGCAUUGGUUAUGGCAAAGGAGAAUCACCUAUUUGAUCUUUUGAAUGAAGAAA
Molecule: messenger RNA, 1464 nt
Organism: Cajanus cajan (pigeon pea)
Lineage: Eukaryota; Viridiplantae; Streptophyta; Magnoliopsida; Fabales; Fabaceae
Product: semialdehyde dehydrogenase family protein
Biological process (GO): L-threonine biosynthetic process
Molecular function (GO): aspartate-semialdehyde dehydrogenase (NADP+) activity; NADP binding; protein dimerization activity
Source: RefSeq, a predicted model, not a curated record